CCGGUGAUUGCCGAGCAUCUCCUAUGUGGGGGGGGGGGAGAACUGUUUGUAAACAAAACAGUUCUCUCCUGUCAGCUCCUGCACAGUGCUUUGCAUGGCUGUCCAUGCAAAGCAGUGUGCUUACAGUGAAGCACAGUCACAGCCCAGUAUGUAAAACAGCACACUGUUAAUCCUUUGAUCGCCCGUCAUGUUAACCCCUUCCUGCCCAGUGCCAUUAGUACAGUGUCAGUGAUUUUAUUAGCACUGAUCACUGUAUUGGUGUCACUGGGGAUGUCAGUGACACCAAGUCAGUUCCCCCCAGUGUCAGAAUGCCCUCCGCAGUCCCGC
Messenger RNA from Staurois parvus, 327 nucleotides. The record is from the annotation of a GenBank genome assembly. NCBI's taxonomy places the organism in Eukaryota, Metazoa, Chordata, Amphibia, Anura, Ranidae.